Micropterus salmoides (largemouth bass) is the source of this 1524-nucleotide messenger RNA. Its product is annotated as calcium-independent phospholipase A2-gamma-like. The record is from RefSeq and is a predicted model, not a curated record. The transcript has 3 exons. Gene Ontology annotation, cellular component: membrane. Lineage: Eukaryota; Metazoa; Chordata; Actinopteri; Centrarchiformes; Centrarchidae. Bases 215 to 478 code for a protein of 87 amino acids. Gene Ontology annotation, biological process: arachidonate metabolic process.
AAUAAAACAACACCACUGCAAGCUUAAAUAUGGUCAGCAGUCAUAGAAAGUAUACAUAGACAGCUGUGGCCUAAAAAAAACCUGUAGAACUGAAAAUAAUUAUGCAAAUUCAAUUUCCAUUACCUGAUAUGCAGGGGAUUUUGUGAAAGAAAUAGUCCAAAAUUUGCUAAGCCCGAAAAUAACCUCAUCCGAUCGUCCCUUCCACAGAGAGAAAAUGGGCUCUCACCUCCUGGUGGAGACUUCAAGAAACCCAGAAUGCCCCAAGGUGGCAGCGGUGAGCACCAUUGUGAACCGGGGCACUCCCCUAAAGGCCUAUGUGUUCAGGAACUACAACCUGCUGCCCGGGGUGCGCUCUCACUACCUGGGGGGCUGCCAGCACCAGCUGUGGCAGGCUAUCCGUGCUACGUCAGCAGCCCCUGGGUAUUUCCAGGAGUUCACCUUGGGAAAUGAUCUCCACCAGACUGGAAUGAAAAUCUGACGGAGCCAGAUUCAGACUGGUAACACAGGGGAAAUUGUAACUUGGAGCAAGACCUUUGAAGCACAGCAACCGUGGUUUUAUCAAAGCCUCACACUUGCUACCAUAGCCAUGAAGAGGGUGCCUUAGUGAGGGGCAACAAGGGGAAAAGAGCGGAGAAAAACAGAGGAGAUGAAAGAAGAGAGGUUACACAUAAAAGCGCUCUCAGUUAUCUCAGCGCUAAAGAACACAAGUAGAAGUCUUCAGAUGUUUUACAAUGGAUGCCAGGGCAUGAGUGGAAUGGCGAGGAGGACCCAUUUUUUUCCGCCUAGUUGUCGUGGUGUCUCCCGAGGCAAUGGGGAGGAAUGGGAGCAUGUUUUGUGCCCACCUCUGCCAGCAUUUGAUAGGAGGCAUGGAAUCAGUGGGCCACCCCCCCCAGUGCAGGCUAUUAAGAGCCCCAACAUGGCACAACACUCAACAGAAAGACAUCACACAGUCUCAAACGGAGUAGGUCACAUCAUCACUACUAAAUCACAUAAAUAAGCCAAAGAAGUCAUUAAAUGUGGCAGCAUUGACUAAAGAACUCAAGACAGUUUGAUUCUGUGUGAGAAAAGUGGAGGAAGAGGCAUAGGGUCUCACAUAAUUAUGUGCCAUUCCAAAAGUGCAGUUCAAGAAAUCAUAACCUUUUGGAUCACCUUUUUCGCUUCUCUUUUUUUUUCCCUUGUAAAGGCCACUGGAGGUGACGUUAAUGGUCAUAAAGUACAUGCUCAGCACCGCAGUGCUUCUCAGACAAGGCAGAGAGGAGGAGAGAUGGAGGAUUCAGGGAGGCGACAGUAUAAAUCUGAGCUUUUAGCCACUUCCUCUCCUCCCGUGUUAAGCCUUGAUAACUCGGCCUGGAGGCUGUUGGAGGAUAGAGCUCAGACUAGUGAGCACUGCUGCAGACAGCUUCCUGCUCCCAGACAGACUCGGGAUCAUUGUCUCUUGAGUAUAAAUGCGCACACAUGGAUUCUCUCAUAGUCACUUUACCUCUGUUUCAUCCACUUACUACUCUUUUUGUUCUGUUAUAUACA